AUGGCUUUCUCUCAGCUGACGUUUAUGCAUGCCAAUAGAUGUCUGAGAGUGGUCAGAUUGUUUGGUAUAAUAUCCAUGUUCAGUAAGGAACCAGACACCAACAAACUUCAUCUAACAGCUUUCAAAGUGUUUUCCAUCAUGGUCCUGUGUAUACAAGCCUCAGCAUGCCUUUGGUUUCAUCAGGUGUGUGAGCCCACUUAUGCUGGUAAUGUAAGGUAUUGCCCCAAAGCGGAGAACUGGCUCCAGCUACUGCCAGAAUUUUCAACCAAUUCGACAGGAAUUACAGACAUGGAGUUCUAUGCUACAACACUUUACUGGUCAACUAUCACACUAUGCUCCAUAGGCUAUGGAGAUAUACAUGCCACAAAUUUGGAAGAGGCCACAGCUGCAUCAUUUGUGAUGGUCCUCGGAUUGCUUUCCUUUGGAAUCAGCAUGUCUAACAUGAGCUCAGUUAUAACCAACAUGGUUGCACAAAGAGGAAGGUUCUACCAUAGAGUGGAUGCUAUUCUUCAUUACAUGAGACAAAUGGAAUUACCAGAGGAAAUCCAGGAAUGGGUGCACAAACAUUAUUACAAUCUUUGGUUCCACCAGAAGGGCCGCAACAUUGCAGGACUUAUGGAUGACCUCCCAUUUGUCCUGCAUUCAGAUGUUCUUGCUGCUGUUGAGAUUGCCAGAGCUGCCAAGAAACGUCUUCAAAAUUUCAGGCAUCCCCUACGAGAAGCAUGUGCAUAUGGAGUUGCCUCUGUCCCACAAAAUGCUGUAUUUGAAAAGGACCAGAGCAUCAACCUUGAGGUUAGUGACUGA
This is a messenger RNA of Sinocyclocheilus anshuiensis, 804 nucleotides long. Its product is annotated as potassium channel KAT3-like. The record is from RefSeq and is a predicted model, not a curated record. Gene Ontology annotation, molecular function: voltage-gated potassium channel activity; intracellularly cyclic nucleotide-activated monoatomic cation channel activity; protein-containing complex binding. Lineage: Eukaryota; Metazoa; Chordata; Actinopteri; Cypriniformes; Cyprinidae. The coding region runs from base 1 to 804 and encodes 267 amino acids. The transcript is spliced from 8 exons.